AUGGCAGACAGCGAAAGCCCGUUGAUCCAGGCACUGCCACCCGUCUCGGACUACAUCACUUAUUUGACGAUUGUCGAAUACAAUCUCAAGCCGGAAAACCUGCCAAUCCUUCACAAGAUCCUGCAAGACGAAACUCUCACCAUCAACAUCGGCUGGGAUCUCGUCCAUUUGCUUGUCCCUUAUCUUCCGGAAUCCGAGCAUUGCCUGCAAGACAUUGCGCGCCUUGGAAACCCGCGGGAAGUGAUACUCAAAGUGACUGAAGUCCUUCGCCUUAUCGAAUACCAGGAGGAUGAAGCCGAUGAGCAAGACGCGCACGACGACGAUGCUCAGGCGGGCGCCAGCGUUGGCCGAUCUCAAGCUGACACUUCAACUUACCCGCUCAAAACUGCAACUGUCACGGGAUCCGUAGGAACGGCACAAGCAGUAGAGCUUCCGCCGCCAUUGCCUCUCGAAGUCAGCCAAUUUGUGGCGCUGCUUUCCAUGCUCGAGAUCUUACAUCCACGAAUUAAGACCAAGUAUCCAAGCAGAUUUCUUAGCACGAGUCUUCAGGCCAUCUUGGCGAGCUUCUCCAACUCACAGUCUCAUCGAGAAGAGAUGGUGCAGGCCAUCGUCCGUGCUGUGCGUGCUGUAUCUGGCGUGCAGAGGCCCGCACUUCCAUCACGGAAGAGCAGCGCUAUGCUUGGUAGUGUACCCAAGACAACCGACUCCCCUGCUGCCGAUCCGGAAGGUACAGCGGGAUUAGAAGUCAGUGCUGAGGAGAAAGCAUUGGAGAAGAAGCUUCUCCAAGCCUUUAUUGCGCACGUCCUCGAAGAAUACAUGCUCAACCUCUCUUCGCACGACGAAGUGCCAGGUAUGGCGUGGUGUAGUCGAAUCAUGGAGAAGGUGCAUCCCGAACGCAAUAUCCCGGCGUCCAAGACGUUCGCAAGCCGGUUCGCAGAGGAAGAGAGUUUGCACAGGAGGAUCGACGCCAUUGGACAGCUGGUAAUGCUCUCGCAAGACCUAAAACUAGCAGACAAUGACCUAUUGACUGCUAGCAUGGUUGACGAGAACAUGCCGGAGACUGCAGGAUAUGAAGAUGAGCCACCUGCAUCAGCAGAGGACAUCCCAUUAUCAAGACUCGGUUCUCUACUGCUCUACUCGGCUCGACAAGCCUCCACGAUUCUUUACGACCGACAAUCCUAUGCAGGAGCCCCAUUUGAGCUAUUCCCACACCACCAGGAACUUCUCAAGCAUGGCCUGUCCUCUCCUGGCAUGGGUACCGGACAGCUAGGCACCGAACCCGAAGCUCUCAUCGACUCCGUCCUCGCCUUGGGCUUGGUCAGUCUAGAGCGAAACCAAAUUGGCGAACCAAGGAGCGACGAACAGUUCAACGAGUACCUCCAAGUCAUCGCCCUCCUGUCUUCCAACUGCCCGAAUUCCAAUCUCCGAGGCCACGCGCACUACCUCACCACUACCGUACUCCGAUCUCAACCGGACGAUGCUGCUAGACUUUCAUUCAUUAGAGACACGCUGGAGCACUGUCCUUUUGAGAAUCUGAAAGUUGCUGCUGUGGGAUGGAUCAAAGGCGAGACAAUCGAAGCGAAUCCAAUGGUAUCCAUGCACAGCCACUCGCACGAGACUGAGUCAAGCGAAUCAGUCUUCGCAAAACCUCUCGCACUGGAUAGUCUCGCGCCUUUCCUCUUCCCUUCUCUGCAAGCCGAGCUCAACGUUGCACCGAUUCAAGAUGCCUGGAUGACCUUCCAGACCAACAUCUCCUUCUAUCUGAGCAGCUUGAACUUUCUCUUCUUGCUCCUUCAUGCAGAACACAUUCGCGAGAGCUUGGCGAUUGCGGAUUUGUGGAACGACGCGGAUAUCGCGGCAAGUUUCUUGCAGCCUUUGAGAGAUGCGAGGAAGAGAUUCGGAGACGCCCUCGUGGAGGGGGGAGACCUCGCUACAGAGAAGACUGAGAGCAUCAUCGCGGAGCUGGCUUUGCUGGAGGAGACUGUGAGUAGAGUCACGGCUGCUGCGGCUGGUAUGAACAAGUAG
Molecule: messenger RNA, 2025 nt
Organism: Ramularia collo-cygni
Lineage: Eukaryota; Fungi; Ascomycota; Dothideomycetes; Mycosphaerellales; Mycosphaerellaceae
Exons: 1
Coding region: 1-2025 (674 amino acids)
Biological process (GO): cellular response to oxidative stress
Cellular component (GO): cytoplasm
Source: RefSeq, a predicted model, not a curated record